This is a messenger RNA of Candoia aspera, 2415 nucleotides long. Its product is annotated as zinc finger protein 501-like. The coding region runs from base 353 to 1870 and encodes 505 amino acids. Gene Ontology annotation, molecular function: DNA-binding transcription factor activity, RNA polymerase II-specific; RNA polymerase II cis-regulatory region sequence-specific DNA binding. The transcript has 4 exons. Gene Ontology annotation, biological process: regulation of transcription by RNA polymerase II. The record is from RefSeq and is a predicted model, not a curated record. Lineage: Eukaryota; Metazoa; Chordata; Lepidosauria; Squamata; Candoiidae.
CCUUUUGUGCAGCAUGCUAAGACAAAGAAUGGAUUCCGACAACAGGCAGAACUGCCAACACUCUGUUUUAGCCUAGCUAAAACUCAGCCACUGAGUCUUGAAAUUUCCUGACCCUGAGAAGAUUUGAAAUUUGCUAGAGAAAAUAUUUUUGUGUCUGAGGGUGUCCAACCAAAGAAUAUUUUGACUUUUAGAUUGUGGUAUCCACACUGAGACCAAAGUUGGUAGAAAAAGGAGGCUGAUCUGGAACCUGAGGAGAACAUUCCAACCCACUUCCUCAAUUUUUUUCUUGAAGCCAGAGUAACCCAGAAGAAAUUUCCAGCUCUGGUGCUCCAUUUCUGUCCUCAUCUUGGAGAUGGAGAACUGGGACAAUAAAUGCUGGCCAGUGCCCACUUCCCAGCUGGUGCUCCUGACCCAAGGCUUUAUUUGGAAUCAAGCACAGGGUGAGGAACUGGAAGAGCUACAGGGUCGUGUGACAUUGGAGGAGGUGGCUCUGUAUUUCUCCAAGGAAGAGUGGGCGCUGCUGGAUCCAGACCAGAAAGCUCUGCACAGAGAAGUCAUGGAGGAGAUUAGUGGGAUUGUGGCCUCUCUUGCGGGUGACGAGAACAAGGGAGGAACGCAAGAGGUGGCGUCCCAGAGAAACAGAUCAAAAAAGGCCAAAAUGGAGAAAAAGAAAAUUGAAGUUAAUGAGGAGAGGAAGAAUUCCUCCUCUGCUUCUCAAGGCAAUAAUGAUCACAGAGUCCCAGCUCCAGAAAAAAUAGAGGCGAGAAACGAAACCAACAAAUGCCCUGUGUGUAAGAAGAGUUUCCAUUCUAAAUCAUAUCUUAAAGUGCACUGCAAAAUCCACACAGGAGAGAAACCCUUCAAAUGCUCAGCGUGUGGAAAAACCUUUAAUCAGAGUUCUAAUCUAACUUCCCAUUUAAGAAUCCACACUGGGGAGAAACCCUAUAUAUGCUUGGAGUGUGGGAAGAGUUUUGGUCUGAGAAAAGACCUCACAUCUCAUCAAAGGAUCCACACAGGGGAGAGGCCGUUUGAAUGCCUGGAGUGUGGCAAGAGUUUCCGCGUGAGCACGCAUCUCACUUCCCAUCAGCGAACGCACACAGGAGAGAAACCCUAUAAAUGCUUGGAGUGUGGCAAGGGUUUUAGCCUCAGUGCAAACCUUACCUCUCAUCAAAUAAUCCACACAGGAGAGAAACCAUUCAAAUGCCUGGAAUGUGGAAAAACCUUCAGUCAGAGCACGAACCUCACUCGGCAUCAAAAAACUCACACAGGGGAGCGGCCGUACAAAUGCUUAGAGUGUGGAAAAAGCUUUAGUAGGAAUACGAGCCUCACUUCUCAUCAACGGAUCCACACUGGCGAGAAACCAUAUAAAUGCACCCACUGUGGGAAGAGCUUCAGUUUGGGCACAAGCCUGACUUCUCAUCAAAGAAUCCACACCGGAGAAAAACCCUAUCAGUGUUUGGAGUGUGGAAAGAGUUUUUGUGUGAGCACAAGCCUCACUUUUCACCAAAGAAUCCACACCGGAGAAAAGCCCUAUAAAUGUACAGUGUGUGGAAAGAGCUUCAGGCUGAGCACCAACUUUGCUUCUCAUCAAAGAAUUCACACUGGGGAGAAGCCCUAUAAAUGCCUCGAGUGUGGGAAGUGCUUUGGUGUAAGCACACAGCUCAUCAAUCAUCAGAUCAUGCACACCGGGGAGAAACCAUAUCAGUGCUUAGAGUGCGGGAAGAGUUUCAGCGUCAGAACCAGAUUUACGAUCCACCAAAGGAUCCACAAAGGGGAGAAACCGUAUCAGUGCUUGGAAUGUGGAAAAAGCUUCAGUAGAAACACAAACCUAACUUCUCACAAAAGACGGCAUGCAGGAGAGAAACCAUAGACUUGCUUGUAAGAAAAUUCACAUUUCAUCCCUACUUCCUGCUGGAAAUCUCACUCUAUGUGCAACCCUGCAAAUACAUCUGCGGUUGCUAAAGCAAGGGCAACGGUGAAAUUUAACACUUUCCCUUUCUUUUACAGGAGCAGCUAUGGAGCUAUUUCAAGACCAUAGAAAAAAAUAGAACAUUUCAGGUUCCCUGAUCUAUUUUUUCAAGGGGGGGUUGUUUUAAUGUGCUCCAGUUCAGCACAGGGAACUCUGAUGUGGGUGUGUGUGUGUCAAAAAAAGUCAGGAUGGUGUCUGCAACCAUGCAACUGAAAUUCUGCCCUUUUUUAUGGGUAUAGACCUAUGCCCCUGCAAUUCAGUAUCAUUUUCUCUGCAUUUUGAGCUCUUAGAUCAUAUCCUGGGCCUCCACAGGAAAUGGAACAGCAGUCAAAGACAACACAGGUGUGAUGACAUCAUCACGCAAAUGCUGUGACUUCAUGCACUUGCAUCAGAUAUCAGGAUGCAAGUGCGGAAUGAUGGCAUAUGCGUAAUGACGCCGCUGCAUG